AUUCGAUGUUCAAGCUUCCAACUUCAACUUCCUUUUCUUGUGAUUGCCAAAACAUCGCCACUCUCAUGCCAACAUCUCGUUUUUUUUUAAACAUACAGGAAUGACAGCGGGAGUUUGCAGGAGUUCACAGGAUUUUAAUCGGCUCGCAGCAUCCUACCACGUUAUUUGAUGUCUACCGGAUAGAUAUAUCAAUCUCGGCAUGUUCAUGCACGCUGCCGCUUUGCGAAUAGCCGCAUUAUUUUAUUAUUUUAUUUUUGGAACACUUGGAGAUGUAGAGCUUCUUGUUGUUUGUUUCCUUUGGCGUACAGAUUUUUCGCUUUCCUCAUAUCUUGAGUCUAGCUUUUAUGCCCCGUUUGUGCCGCUGUGUGUGGCAGGCUCAUGUGCUGUGGCCUAUUACAGAUAUACACGCCAUGUUGGCCAUGGAGUAAACGAGGCGCCAACAUGGGAGGGCCCGGCACGGCCUUUGUUGUUACCUUGCCGUACAACUCAUUCUAGGCUUUUCCCAAAGAAACACUCCUUCUCCUAUUCCUAUCUCUUAGUUGGGAUUCCCGUCAAUUGGACUGGUGUUGCAGGCAGCAUGAUAUCUCACAACAGCGAUGCGAAAGGCUGGUACCAUAUUGACGCUGCGGACUAUCUUGAAAGGGGUAACGGUAAGCUUGGUCUAAGGGGUAAAUUGGAUGCUUACCUAGACUCACAAGGCGUUGAUGCUUCCAAAUACCCAUAUGCGUAUUUGGCUACUGCCGCCAAAUUUCUGGGUUACCAUUUUAAUCCCGUUUCUUUCUGGUAUCUCUAUUCUGCCGAAAAGCGAUUAACAGCAAUGAUUCUUGAAGUUAAUAACACGUUUGACGAAAGACGGAUGUAUUUUCUAACGACUGAUGACGACGCGAAAUGCUCAAUAGAGGCUCCUGAAACUAACGCCACCUCUGGAGUCUCUCAAGCUUCAAAGCCACUGAGGCAAACUUGGCAAAAGGACUUUCACGUAUCCCCUUUCAAUUCUAGAAAAGGUGCAUACUCACUCAUAGCCCACGACCCUCUACUCCCAGAGAUGGAAGGCCGAGGCCCAAUUAAUCAUACGAUCAACUUAAUAUCUUCCAAAAAUAAUGCGAAGCUGGUCACCCGCAUUUUCUCUGAUGGCGAUGCCAUGGAUCCUACGGAGAUGACCUUGGCUCAAAAAGCCAGGUUCUUGGCCUCAUGGUGGUGGGUGGGUUUCGUCACCUUCCCACGGAUCGUGAAAGAAGCCGCCCUCUUGUUUUUUAAACGAACACUCCACGUAUGGUAUCGGCCCGAACCACUGAAGACGAGCAUUGGUAGACACGCCGAUAAGAUCGAAUCUCAACUCGAGCCGCUGUUCAGAAGUUACUUAAAGCACCUGGUAGAGCAGUCAUCCGAGUCGCUCGUGCUGAAAUACACUCCAAGUGGCGGCAUCGCGGACGCGCCCGUAGAGAUCAUAAGAUCAGCCUCGGCUCAAAAGGAUCCCACACGUGCCGAAGAGGUCGAGUUCAAGGUCUUGACACCUGUGUUCUACUCGAGAUUUGUGUAUUAUGCCCAUGAUUUCGAGGCCAUGUUUUGUGAGCUCAACGAAAGCAACACAAUAUCAGUAUCGAAACCAGAAUUAUUGCCAAAGCUUGUCAUUAAGAAGCAACCGCCUCCCUUGCUUCAAACCACGAGCUAUUUGGAUUAUGCUUAUUUUACGGCAAUAAAGAACUUGAGAAAGAGACCUGAACGAAUUGAACGACCAAUGACUUCUAGUCAGACCAGUACUGCUCGUUCCCAGGAAGACAUUAGGGGCUUUCGGCUUUCGGCCAUGGAUGGAUAUGUCCUUGGUUGUGAAGACAAUAAGCUGAGACGAGUCUACAGGAAUUCUGUUCUGAAGCUGUUCAUCGCUGAUAGAAUUGCCAUGGGUAGUGUCGAUGUACUAGAUCUUGAACAUUGGGUUUUCAGGCUGUUGCUAGCUUGGUUUGUAGUAUUUUGACGAAGACAGAACCAAGGCUUAAUAGUUGAUAGAAACAAGAAAUCAAUCCCAACACUCAGAUACGGACCGAGUCUAGGAGAGUAUCACCGAGUUACGUCGGAAUAUACUCGACCCACAUAAGUUUGGUUUUCAAAUAUCAAGGAUACUCAGGCUGUAUUUGGAAUUCCAUGGCCAAUUUGAGAUGUCAAGAGACACAGUGGAGUUGGAUUGACAGUAAACCCGCAUAACCCGCACAACCCGAGAAGCGGUUGUAGUGUUUGAUUAGCAUUAAGAUGCAGCCGAAUCGAUAUAACGCCGGCUAGAUUGGUUCACUAAUCUAGUUAAUAGGGAGCGAGAUAGAUAAUCCCCGAAGUCUUAUGCGAACGGACUUAGGUAGAAGCGGCGAAUAUUCAUAGGAUUCGGCGCGGCUAUACUAGGUAGUUAGAGGUAUGUAGAGAACGGCAGGGCAAGUAUUCCAAAUACCAAGAGCCACUCAGCAUCGGCACCUCCACUUCGGAAGCUAAUCAAACAUUCGGGUCCUAGUACAAUAGGAGGUUGGUGGCUUCGACCGGCGGAGCUAAGACUAGGAUCUUUGACAAAUACCUCUUCUAUCUAACAGUUUGAGCAGUUUUUUUAUGUAUCACAAACAAUGAAAUGUUAUGGAUCCGAUCCUGAUGUCUCACAUAAGUCUUGAAAGCGGAG
Messenger RNA from Hypoxylon fragiforme, 2653 nucleotides. RefSeq lists its product as uncharacterized. The transcript is spliced from 2 exons. Lineage: Eukaryota; Fungi; Ascomycota; Sordariomycetes; Xylariales; Hypoxylaceae. The coding region runs from base 200 to 1972 and encodes 590 amino acids. The record is from RefSeq and is a predicted model, not a curated record.